AUGAAGCUCGAAGAAGUGAAAGAUAUUCAAAAAAUAGAAAGAAUUGGAGCACAUUCUCACAUUCGAGGGUUAGGACUAAAUGAUUGUUUAGAUGCUAGAUAUUGUUCUGAAGGUAUGAUUGGACAAAUGAGUGCUCGUAAAGCUGCUGGUAUUGUCUUGAGAAUGAUUAAAGAAGGAAGAAUAAGUGGAAGAGCUAUUUUAUUAGCUGGUCAACCAGGUACUGGAAAAACAGCCAUUGCUAUGGGUAUUGCAAAAGCUUUAGGUGAAGAUACUCCUUUUACUCAUAUUUCUGGUUCAGAAGUAUAUUCUUUAGAAAUGAGCAAAACAGAAGCAUUGACACAAGCUUUUAGAAGAUCUAUUGGUGUAAGAGUAAAAGAAGAAUCAGAAGUAAUAGAAGGAGAAGUUGUUGAAAUUGAAAUAGAGAAAUUUAAUGAAAGAGAUAUAAAUAAUAAAAAUAAAAAAUUAGGAAAAAUGAUAUUAAAAACAACUGAAAUGGAAACAUUAUAUGAUUUAGGUAGUAAAAUGAUAGAAGCUUUACAAAAAGAAAAUAUUACUGCAGGAGAUGUUAUUUGUAUUGAUAAAGGUACAGGUAAAAUUACUAAAAUUGGAAAAUCAUUUGCUAGAUCUAAAGAUUAUGAUGCAAUGGAUCCAAAUACACUUUUUGUUCAAUGUCCUGAAGGAGAAUUACAAAAAAGAAAAGAAGUAGUACAUACUGUUACCUUACAUGAUAUUGAUGCCAUUAAUAGUAGAACUCAAGGGUUCUUGGCUUUAUUUUCUGGAGAUACAGGUGAAAUAAAAAAUGAAAUCAGAGAACAUAUUGAUAUGAAAAUUAAUGAAUGGCAAGAAGAUGAAAAAGCAGAAAUUGUACCAGGUGUCUUAUUCAUAGAUGAAGUUCAUAUGCUAGAUAUUGAAUGCUUUUCAUAUUUAAAUAGAGCUUUAGAAAGUGAACAAUCACCUAUAGUCAUUAUGGCAACAAAUAGAGGUAUUACACAUAUAAGAGGAACUGAUUAUAAAGCUCCUCAUGGUAUUCCUUUAGAUCUAUUAGAUAGAACACUUAUUAUUCCAACCUAUCCAUAUAAACAUCAAGAUAUACUUAAAAUUUUAGAACAAAGAGCAGAAGAAGAAGAUGUUGAUAUUGAUGAAUAUGCAAAAGAAUUAUUAUGCAAAAUUGCAUCCGAAUCCUCCUUAAGAUAUGCUUUACAUUUAAUUACAUUAGCAAAUUUAGUAUCAAAAAAACGUAAAGCAACAGAAGUUACUGUUCAGGAUGUUAGACGUGUAUAUAACUUAUUUAUUGAUGUUAAAAGAAGUACACAAUAUCUAAUUGAAUACCAAAAUGAAUUCAUGUUCUCUGAAUUACCUAAAGAAGAUCAGUCCAUAAAGGAAGAAGAUUCUUCUGAAGAAAAAAGAGAACUUCAUGAAAAAAAUUCGGAAAAUUCAAGUACAAGUAAUUAA
Plasmodium adleri (nom. inval.) is the source of this 1452-nucleotide messenger RNA. Its product is annotated as RuvB-like helicase 3. Gene Ontology annotation, molecular function: DNA helicase activity; ATP binding; ATP hydrolysis activity. The record is from RefSeq and is a predicted model, not a curated record. Gene Ontology annotation, biological process: box C/D snoRNP assembly; chromatin remodeling; regulation of transcription by RNA polymerase II. NCBI's taxonomy places the organism in Eukaryota, Apicomplexa, Aconoidasida, Haemosporida, Plasmodiidae. The coding region runs from base 1 to 1452 and encodes 483 amino acids. Gene Ontology annotation, cellular component: R2TP complex; Ino80 complex; NuA4 histone acetyltransferase complex. The transcript has a single exon.